Molecule: messenger RNA, 1527 nt
Organism: Coccidioides posadasii C735 delta SOWgp
Lineage: Eukaryota; Fungi; Ascomycota; Eurotiomycetes; Onygenales; Onygenaceae
Biological process (GO): endoplasmic reticulum to Golgi vesicle-mediated transport
Cellular component (GO): COPII-coated ER to Golgi transport vesicle; endoplasmic reticulum membrane; endoplasmic reticulum-Golgi intermediate compartment
Source: RefSeq, a predicted model, not a curated record
AUGCACAGAACACCCUUCCAGGCUCCUCCGCCUGCGCAAUCCCCUCCUCUCCACCAUCCCGUUCCUCAGCAUGUCUCCACGGUACCCAUGAUGCGCUCACCACCACCUCCCACCACCCAGCAACCGCAACAAUCCAGCUAUGGAAACCCGUAUCAGCCAGCUCCCGCACAGGGGGGUAGCGGCACAUUCGCGCCCAAUUUCGGCGGCUUCAUGACAGAUCCCACGACGCACAUGGGCUUUCAGGUUGGGAAAUCAGCCAUGAUGGCUGGUCAGGAAUAUAUGGAGCAGAAUCUUAACCGAUAUGUCUCGAUCCCGGCGUUGAAACAUUACUUCAACGUUUCCAACUCCUACGUAAUUAAGAAACUCGGCCUCGUUCUCUUUCCCUGGCGCCACAAACCCUGGUCUCGACAGCAAGGACGCCUCUCUUCCUCAACGACCGGUCCCAAUGGCCAGAUUUCUCAGGCCCAAUACACCUCAAUUUACCUCCCACCUCGCGAUGACAUCAAUUCCCCUGAUAUGUAUAUCCCUGCCAUGGCGUUGGUGACGUAUAUCCUACUUUCCGCUGUCCUGGCCGGCUUCCGUGGUAGCUUCCACCCGGAGCUGUUGGGCUCAAUAACUACAACAGCACUGGCCGUUGUGAUAUUUGAGAUCAUUUGCCUAAAAGUUGCAAUGUACAUUCUCAGCAUCAGUAACGACUCUCAACUCCUGGACUUGGUCGCCUAUUCCGGAUAUAAGUUCGUCGGCAUCAUUCUCACUCUAGUUGCGGCGGAAACCCUAAGCCCGGGACGAGGCACUGGAGGCUGGGUCGGAUGGCUUGUUUUCACCUAUACCUUUCUCGCAAAUUCCUUUUUCUUGCUCCGUUCCCUGAAAUAUGUCCUCCUGCCCGACUCUUCAAGCGAUGGCCCGAUCCGUGGAGGAACUAUGCCCACUGUAGCCCGCUCCCAACGGAACCGACGUACCCAAUUUCUUUUCAUAUAUUCCUACAUCAUGCAAUUCCUCUUCAUGUGGGUCCUCAGCCGGCUGGAUCCCAUCACAUCAACAUCCGCUCCGAAGACCAAGCCUCCCACUGUUCCCGCAUAAGCGAGGAAUCUCCAAAUAAUGACCUAGAGAUUUUCAGCUUCCCUUCCCCUUUUCCUAAUGUGUGUUGGCAGGUAAUUAAAAAGGAUGCGAAACAAAAAGGAGCGUGCAUGGACUGUUGCAACCAGUUUCCGAACCUAACUGGUGUACGAGUAUAUUUUAAUCGGAUGAUUGUCCAACUUUGGUAAGGUCUACAUGUUUACAUGUGGGUGUCGUGGGCUAAAGUUCUAUUUUGGCUUGUGUGAUGUUAUUGGGCUCGCAUUAGUUCAGCUAUGUUUUAUUUCACAUAUUCUAACACCUUUGUCCAAACCUGGUGCUCUUUCGCGAUUCAGAUUCUUCUCAUAUUUAAUACCCACCCCUUGCUGAUCUUUUACUCCAGUGGCGCAACUACACUUGCCUAUAUACCUCUACAACUUGCGCAGCUAGGGAAAGCUUAAGCAAACCUGUUAA